AUGGAUUACUUCGCUUCAGUUGAAGCUGGCUUCUGGAGUUUGAAACAUUAUGUCGACUGGUUUAUUAAAAAUAAUACUGAAUUGCCGUUAUGGGAGGCAUGUUUGACAGACUUUUACGACUCUUUAGAUUUUAUGAACAGUCAAAGAUCGAUUCCGCGAAUCUCUCGUUCUGUUGCUAGCAGAAUCAUUGGUUCCAAAGAGGAUUCUGAAACCAAAGCACUUAUAGAAGACCUUCGAAUACCGUACGAACAGGCAUACAACGGAAAAUAUGGAAAGUCUAUUUAUAAGACCGUAGUACACGUGCAAACGGAAGAAAAAAUAUUUGAGUCAGCUAGUAAAAAAAAGAAAACACGUCGUUCUAAAAAUCAGAAGGAGAUUUCUCAGGAAUUGGAAGUCUUGCCAAUAAUCCAUGAUGAAACUGAAAGUGAAAUCGAGAGCCAGAAGCACACAAGAUCUCAAAAUAGGCAAAAACGAAGAAUUGAUGGAUUUCAAACUCCGCCUCAUAAAUUUGUCAGUAACACAUACAAUCCAGCGAUAUCAAUUGAUGAGAACAUAUUAAGAAUGUCUUCUAAAAGUUUAGCGGAAUUAGAUGAAUCCAAGAAAUCACAAAAAAAUAAUCCAUUUUCUGGGUUUUCAAAAUCUUUGUCACUUGUUGAAUAUAUGGAAUUACUAUCAAAAAAACCAAGGAGGGAAGUUGAAUUGCCAGAAGAUUGGUGUAAUAUUGUUGAAGAAUAUUUUAAGGGCUGGGAGGUUGAAUCUUUUUCAAAACCAAUUCCAGAUAUAAAUGCCUCAAAUACCAGUGAACAUCAUUAUUGGUCAGAAUUUGGUCAUCAUUUCUUUUCAAGAGCAUUACAGGAAUUUGUGGGUCUUGAUUGGAGAGCUCUUAAUCAUAAUACAGAUAAAGUAAAUGAGGGAAAAUCUGCUGACUUGUUGGCAUGGAUGUGGACAACAGGAGAAGAAAUUUUUGUUGGUGAACAGGCUGGGCCUCCGACUAAACAUGAUUUAACAAAACUAGCCAAUGAUUCUUUUAAACUGUACAGAGAAAUGAGGGACUGUCUAAAUGUAAGAAUUUUAAAGGCCAUGGGCAAGGGUGAUUUAAGAUAUAAUGAUAGAGCUGUUUUUGGAAUAUUUGGCUACCUUUUUGAAAUUAAAAUGCUCAUAAUGUGGAAAGAUGGUGCAUAUAUAUAUGAAGAAUAUGGAUGUUUAAAUAUUGCAUCUAACCUGGAACAGAUUUCUAUGAUGAAAGAGGAUAUAUUAAGAUUACUGGAAUUUAUGAUGAUUAUUAAAAAUGAAGUAGAAAAUACCAUAACAGCAAAAUUUAAUAAUGAUACAGUACAAAUAUUAAAACGAAAAUUUAAUGAAAUUAUUCAAACGAAACCAUCACCAGAUAGUGCAGAAUAUGAUGAAGAGGAAGGAAAACUACCCAAAGAUGAAAAUAAAGUAGUUGUUGGAUAUGACGUUAAUACUUCGAGAUUGAGAAUGACGAAAUGA
Diversispora eburnea is the source of this 1491-nucleotide messenger RNA. NCBI's taxonomy places the organism in Eukaryota, Fungi, Glomeromycota, Glomeromycetes, Diversisporales, Diversisporaceae. The record is from the annotation of a GenBank genome assembly.